GUUGGUGUCACCUGAUCUGAAUAUGCUCGUGCCAGGAUGCGUAACCAGGCAACAGCAAACAUUGAUUCCUAGUCGCGCAGCUGCGACUGCAUAAAGUGCAUACCGGUACUUUUAUUGAAAACUUUUUUUUAUGACCGACAAUGACCUCGGAGGUUUUGGUGUCGAGGCCCCGGUUUGAUGGCAGAGACGUGGGUCAGGCAGAGCCAGCUGCAGCUCUGGUGGCUCCGCAGCCGUCCUCAGGCGCUGCCACCGCGGGCUACCGCUCCGCCAAGUACACCCCGGCGGAGUGGCACUCCAACAACUUCUCCAUCCUGCAACAUGCCGUCAGCGACCGCGACGAGGCCCGGAGAAUCCGAGCACAGUCCAAAACGCUGUAUCAGGAAGCCGAGGCAGCGACUCAGUGGGCCCAGGCAGAGGGGACACGCCUGCUGGGCGAGAGGCUGCAGGACAUCCACCUGUGGAAGUCCGAGCUGCAGCGGCACAUCGAGCAGCUGGUGGCCGAGACAGACCUGCUUUUGGCACAGAAGACGCGGCUGGAGAAGGCGCUGGACGCCACCGAGAUCCCUUAUGCCAUUGCCACCGAUAAUCUCACCUGCCGGGAGAGGCGACCUGGGCCUGACCUGGUUAAAGAUGCUGUUGAGGAGGAACUGCUCAAGGAAGUGGACUUGAUAAGGAGUGUCCAGGCUCUUCUGAAGAAAACCACAGCUCAGGUUGUCAGUCAGAUUAAAAUCAAUAGAGAGGCCAAGCUGAUGUUAGAGCUGGACUGGUCAGAUAAGUCGCAGGCCUACAACUUUGAUGACCGCUGUGGAAGAUACAACAACAUGAGCCCCGACACACAAUACCACCCCAGUUCAGCCAGCAUGCAGGACCAGGUGUGUAACCACACAUCAUGGGUGAAGUUUACACAGGAGAACCUGUCCAAGGCGUUGCAGGAAUUACAGGCCACCAAGGAUCUCAGGCGGCUGGUGGAGCGGGUACUGCAGGAGACCUCGCAGGACCUGCAAGCUCAAUGCUCCAGGGUGGACCGGGCCUUCAGCCAGCGCUGUGCAGAGCUGAUUGCAGCCAAAGCACAUCUGGAGCAGCACCUUACACAGAUCUUGGAGCAGAUUGGAGUGCAAGAGAAGAAUACUGUGGCCCUACAGCAGGCCAUCCAUAACAAAGAGGCCCCUCUGAGAGUAGUGCAGUCCAGACUUAACCUGCGCUCCCUGAGACCCAAAAUGGAGCUCUGCAGAGACGAACCCCAGCUCAGUUUGGAAGGGGAGGCGGGGCAGAUUGGAGCCACUAUUGCAUCCCUGUGCCAACAGCUGAGUGAGGCCAGAGGCUCUCUGUCCCGCCUGGAGGAGUCGCGCAUGGCCCUGGAGAAGGACAUCAUGUGUAAAACCCAUUCCCUGCUCAUUGACAGGGAGAAGUGCAUGGCUUACCGACAACGGUACCCCACCAUCAGUGCAAUGUUAGGUUACUGAAGAGGAGGAAUCUGUGUGUUCGUGUGUGGUUUGUGCAAAAAAAGCAUGUAUUUUAAUAUAGAAACACUAAUCGCUAAUAAUGAGCUAUUACAUUACAUUUGUGUCAUGUCUUAGAGAUAAUUUUCAAUUUUGUUAGGUGUGAGACUGAAGUGAAUUCAUAUUUAUCCUCAGCGAAUUCAGGCCAGUGAGGAUAUUUAAUCCCUUCUUCCGGUCUUCUUCCGGUUGCAUGUGCCUGAAACAUCUCCACAGGGAGGCGCUCAGGAGACAUCCUAACUAGAUGCCAGAUCCACCAUAGCUGGUUAUUUCAGUGCAGAGGAACAGUGGCUCCUCACUUAAUUCCUAAAGGUGAGCCCUUGCCCGUAGGCCAAGUAGGCCAAGAGUAAGUUGAGAGUUUACUCAGGUUCAGGCUAAUGGCCAUUUUAGCCUGGGGCUCAGUAGGAGUUCACACAGGGACGGAAUGGGGCCACUUUCUAACCUGGGAGUUUCAUGCCCAAGCCCAGCUCACUUUUUCCAUGGUAGAGCAAACUGGAUAAAUGAGGUGACAACUCUUACUAUCCUGUUUUUUUUAUUAGCAGCAUGUUUCACUUCAAGGAUACAUCCACAAGUUAAUAAAAAAUAAUUGCCUA
Myripristis murdjan (pinecone soldierfish) is the source of this 2089-nucleotide messenger RNA. RefSeq names its product tektin 4 (gene tekt4). The transcript has 7 exons. Lineage: Eukaryota; Metazoa; Chordata; Actinopteri; Holocentriformes; Holocentridae. Gene Ontology annotation, cellular component: sperm flagellum; nucleus; microtubule cytoskeleton. The coding region runs from base 141 to 1463 and encodes 440 amino acids. Gene Ontology annotation, biological process: cilium movement involved in cell motility; cilium assembly. The record is from RefSeq and is a predicted model, not a curated record.